Molecule: messenger RNA, 1669 nt
Organism: Clupea harengus (Atlantic herring)
Lineage: Eukaryota; Metazoa; Chordata; Actinopteri; Clupeiformes; Clupeidae
Gene: trim67
Product: E3 ubiquitin-protein ligase TRIM9
Exons: 8
Cellular component (GO): cytoplasm
Molecular function (GO): protein binding; zinc ion binding
Source: RefSeq, a predicted model, not a curated record
UGUUCGGCUUGCGCCCGAAACAUCAUCGUACAAACCCCAGAAGGCGAGACUCCUCCGCAUAGCCGGGCAUCGGGAAACUCGGACUAUGAUUAUUUGGAUAUGGAUAAGAUGAGCAUGUAUAGCGAAACAGACAGUGGCUACGGGUCGUACACACCGUGCCUCAAAUCGCCAAACGGAGUGCGGGUGUUCCCACCAGCGCUUGUGCACCGUCACUGUUCCAUCACCUGCCCGCUUUGCCACCGUAGCGUCUCUCUAGACGAGCGGGGGUUGAGGGGCUUCCCACGGAACAGGCUGCUGGAGGCGAUCGUGGCUCGCUACCAACAGAACCGCGCUGCCGCUGUCAAAUGCCAACUGUGCGACCGUAACCCUGUUGAUGCCACGGUGAUGUGCGAGCAGUGUGAUGUUUUCUACUGCACACCGUGUCAACAGCGUUGCCAUCCCUCCCGUGGACCCCUGGCCAAGCAUCGUUUAGUGCCACCGACUCAGCCGCCACCCGCUGCCCUGCAGCAGCCUAAUGCCACGGCGCGCAAACCGGCAACAUGUGCGGAGCACGACGCAGAGAACUACAGUAUGUACUGCAUCAACUGCAAGCUUCCAGUGUGUUACCACUGUCUAGAGGAUGGCAAGGAGGGCAAGCAUUGCAAACACGACGUGAAACCUCUGGCCAACAUGUGGAAACAGCACAAGGGUCAGCUCUCUCAGGCUUUAAAUGGAGUGUCAGACAAAGCCAAGGAUGCCAAGGAGUUUCUGGUUAUGCUGAAGAACAUGCUGCAGCAGAUCCAGGAGAGCGGUGUGGAGUUUGAGGCCUGUCUGGUGGCGCAGUGUGACUCCCUCAUCGAGGCCCUCACGCGGCAGAAAGCCAAGCUCCUCACCAAGGUCACCAAGGAGCGCGAGUUCAAACUGAAGGUGGUGCGUGACCAGAUCAGCCACUGCACCAUGAAGCUCCGCCAGACCACCGGCAUGAUGGAGUUCUGCUUGGAGGUGAUCAAGGAGAACGACCCCAGCGGCUUCCUCCUGAUCUCAGACCCUCUGAUCAAGCGUGUGCACUCGUCCCAGGACCAGUGGGUGAAGAGCGCUCUGGAGCCCAAAGUUGGCUCGGAGUUUGACCUGACCCUCAACACUGACCCGCUGCUGCAGACCAUCAUCCAACUGGACUUCGGGGAGUGCAAAGAUGUACAGGAGACUCCAUUAAUGACUCAAAUGCAUGCAGGUGGCCAGAAAGAGACGGAGAGCACAGGAGCACAGACCCCCACCGCCCCCUCAGCCCCCCUGCUGCAGCUGGAGAAGUGCUGCACCAGAAACAACAGCGUCACCCUGGCCUGGAGGAUAAGUGCAGUCCCACCGGUCCCAGUCGAUGCCUACGUGCUGGAGCUGGAUGAUGGCAACGGGGGCCAGUACAGGGAGGUGUAUGUGGGAAAGGAGACCAUGUGCACUGUGGAUGGCCUCCACUUCAACAGCUCCUACAAUGCUCGGGUCAAGGCCUACAACUCCGUUGGGGUCGGGCCCUACAGCAAGACUGUCAUUCUGAAGACAUCCGAUGGUGAGCCUCUCCCUUUCUCUUUCUCUUUCUCUCCCCCUCUCUCUCUCCCUCUGUCUCUCUGCGUGUGGCCCUGGUGAGCGAACAUGAAAGGGACGCGAGGGGACCCCGACUGGGCACGCUCGUCUUAAU